Oncorhynchus masou masou (cherry salmon) is the source of this 6074-nucleotide messenger RNA. RefSeq names its product actin remodeling regulator NHS-like. Gene Ontology annotation, biological process: lens development in camera-type eye; cell differentiation. NCBI's taxonomy places the organism in Eukaryota, Metazoa, Chordata, Actinopteri, Salmoniformes, Salmonidae. The record is from RefSeq and is a predicted model, not a curated record.
AUGUGCCAAGACCGUCUCCUAAAGUUGAUUCAGCUGCGGGAUCGGGGCACCACCAGUAAAGAGCUUGCUCAAGAAUGGCAGCAGGCAGCUGACAUCGGGCGCCAGUUGCAAGCUGACAUCAGGCGCCAGUUGUACGGUGUUUCCUCCGACACAUUGGUGCGGCUGACUUCCGGGUUAAGCGAACAAUGUAUUAAGAAACAAUGCGGCUUGGCAGGGUUGUGUUUCGGAGGACGCAUGGCUCUACACCUUCGCUUCUCCCGAGGCCGAGUCUCCCUAGCUGUCUCUAACCUGGAUGUGGAGAGUAAGCUAACAGUGCACUACCAGGCCCCAUGGCACCAGCACCACAACGUGUUUCACCCCUGCAGCCGGCCGCCAUGCGUAGAGGAGCUCCACAGACAUGCCAAGCAGAGCCUGCGAGCCCUGCACAGAGACCAACAGCAACGUCAACGGUCGAACAGCCGCGAGCGCAGAGUGACCAUCUCCAUCUCUGGGGCUCCUCCAAUGCCCACCCUCCCUUCCCCACGCACCCUCAGACGGCACGAGCAGAGGGGCAGGCACAGCCGCGCGCAGGCGAGACCAGAGAGAGAGGUAGAAUAUCAACUGCGGAAGUAUGACCGUACCCGCUCCCCCUCCCCCACUGAAUGUUGCCUCUUCACCCCAUGGACCAGAAAGGCUGCCACUACCACUGACCCUGAUGCUGAGCCUGCAGUGGGCCACAGGUCUACUGGUGCUAUCCCCAACCCCCCCUCCACACUGGACAAGCAGACCAACUGGUCCAAGGCCCUGCCUCUGCCCACCCCUCAGGAGAGGAUGAAGAGUGACCCAGCAGUCGUGUCCUCGUGCAUCAUCCCCAUCAACGUCACUGGGGUGGGGUUCGACAGGGAGGCUAGUGUGCGCUGCUCCCUGGUACACUCCCAGUCUGUGCUGCAGAGGAGGAGGAAGCUGAGGAGGAGGAAGACCAUCACCGGGAUCCCCAGACGAGUUCAACAGGACAUGGACUCUGAUGAGUCUCCAGUGACGAGGGAAAGGACAGUGGUGGUCCACACCAACCCUCACCUGUCCCUCUGUCAGGAGGAGCUGUCCCUCCGAGGGGGACACACCAAGGACUCCGGCUGCCAGACGGACGACUGCCUGACCGGUGGCGGUGGCGCCCCAUCCAGGAGACGUAUACGUGCCCAGCGCGGCGGCCAGGGGGGAAUCCCCGCCUCCCUCUCCCACUCCACCGGGAACAUCUCCUCGCUCCCCGACCACCCUGACACCGCCAUGUACACCGCCUCCGGCUCUCGCCUCCGCUCCCGCAGCCUCCCCCGCGAGGGCGGCCGCAUACGCGACGAGGACCAGGACGACAGUGACGAAGAUGAGGAUGAUGAUGACGACGAUGACGAUGAAGAUGAGGAGCUCUCUCCAUACGAGACGGAGGACUUCCUCCCGGGAACGGGGCCAAGGAUGUUAAAAGACGAGGAGGAGAGUACGGAUGACCAGGCCAUGCCAGAGCUGCAGCUGGGGAGUCUGAAGAGGAUACAGCAAGGAGACGAGGGGAGUCCAGAACACAUGUGGAUGGAGAGGGGGCGCUCCCGCCUCCCCCGUCAGGUCGACAUGGGGAACUGUGAGAUCUCCUCCAGCUCAGACACCUUCAGCAGCCCCAUCCACUCUGUCUCUACGACGGGGGUGCUGAGAGGACAGAUAGACCACAAGGAGGACCACCAGUCGUCCAGUGGUAACUGGAGUGGCAGCAGUUCCACAUGCCCCUCCCAGACCUCUGAGACACUCCCCCCCGCCGCAUCCCCCCCUCUGACCGGCUCCUCCCACUGUGACUCGGAGCUGUCGCUCAACGCCGCGCCGCACGCCAUCGAUGACCUCACCGGCUUUAUCAUCGACCCGUACCAUUCAGAUCAGCCACAGGGCCAGGGUCAUAGGUCCAGCUCCUUCACCUCCUCAGCCACUGACCAGCUGGAUGAUGCAGGGGUCAGUACUGCCAGCGAGGGAGAGUGGACCUACCCUCAAGACCAGGCUGAUCAGGACCAGCUGUGUAGUCAGGACUUCAGCCCCAGGCGUUCGUCCAGGGGGGACCAGACCAGGAUAGACUUCACCAGCAUCAGCACCUACGACGGCUUCUCAGACCAAGCUCCCCCUCCUGCUGCAGCAGACUCCCAGGGCUUCUACUCAUCCUCCAUGCACGUUGACUCCAUGCAGGGCCAGAGUUACAGGAGCUACAUGUACAACUAUGCAGCAGUGGGCUCUGGCGCUGACUGUGGCCAGGGUAAUACUGUGGGCGCUACGCCUGGUGAGGGAGAGGGCAUGGCUGGGUAUCCUCCUCAGUCCUCUGACUACAGGGGAGCCACCAUGACGCUAGGGAGACCGUGUCGUCCGCUGAAGAAACCAAAGGUCAAACCACCCCCACCAAAACGGAGCUCAUCGCUGAAGGAGACGUGUAGCGCUAGUGCUCCAGAGAACGUCCCCCCUGAGCAGGGCGAUGAGCAGGGCGAUGUGCAGGGCGAUGAGCAGGGCGAUGAGCAGGGCGAUGAGCAGGGCGAUGAGCGGGGCGACCAGGACCAACCAAAGAUUCAUAGUAGUGGGCAGACCCAGACCCUGAACCUGCCCAUGUCUUCCAGAGACAGAGAGAUGAGGCUGCAGCUGGACAUGGCCAGCCCAGGGGAGGUGGAGAGUCCUGGGUUGGAGGCUGAGGCAUUGGGUGGUGGUGGUGCCUGGGGGAUGGGGAGCCCCAGGAGCCCCAGGACUGUGGAGAUGACCGAGCCCACCUCGUUCGGGUCCACUGACACUCACUCCUUCAAGGACGAGGGCGCCGUUCAGUCUGACUAUGCAGACCUCUGGUUCCUCAACGACUUGAAAUCCCAAAAUAACCUGGACCCCAACGGCUCCUUGUCCAACUCCAGCACUGCUACGGGUACUACUGUUAUUGAAUGCAUCAAGUCGCCAGUGGGCAGCUCCUCCUCUCCCGGGGGAGAGACCCAGGCGUUGAUGCAUUCCUCCGGCUCUGGUUCCAGCUCCUCCAGGCCCACCUCCCCUCCUCUUCCCCCCGGGGAUGGAGACUUCAAGCUGGGCUCUCCUGAGAAGCUGGCUGGCCUCGCCUCGCCCUCCAGCGGAUACUCCAGCCAAUCCGAGACGCCCACGUCUUCAUUCCCAUUAGCGUUCUUCCCCGGCCCGCUCUCUCCGACCAGCGGGAAACGGAAACCCAAAGUCCCCGAGAGGAAGUCUUCUCUAUCCUCGCUGCAGCACCAGGCCCAGACCCAGUUCUCUAGCUCGGCCUCUGGAUCCUCCUCUUCCUGUUCCUCUUCCUCUUCCUCGUCAUCCAGGAAGGACUAUGACUUCCCGGCUCCACCCACCCAGCUGGACUUAAGUUCUCUUCACAGCGCCCAUGGCAGCCGGCCGUUACCCACUCUGGCCCACCGGACCCACAUGCACACGCUGCACCAGAACAAGCAGAGGGCAGCAGCAGCAGAGGCCCGGGCCACCGCGUGUAACACUGCAGCCGCUAACGCUAAUGCUAGUGCUAAAGCUAGUGCUAACGCUAAAGCUUGUGCUAACGCUCACGCUAGUUCUAAUGCUAACGCUAGUGCUAGUGCUAACGCUAGUGCAGCCCCCUCUGUGUUUAUCAAUGGAUCCACUCUGACUCCAGAGGCCCCACUUGCUGCCAACCCCAUGGCCCUGGCCAUCACCCCCACUGUGCUGCGCUCCGUCCAGCUACGUUCCAUCGGCCACAGGGCCACCGAUGGUUCUCAGCCCCAGGCCCGGGGCCAGGCUCAGGGUGCUCAGGGCCAGGAGCCUCCACCACCUCCACAAGCAUGGGCCCACGAGGCUUCAGGGGCCCCUGCCACCAGACCCAAGAUGCCCAGUGUAACCAUCGUGACCCCCCACUCUGACACCAACACCAGGCCCCUGCCACCCAGGAGACCCAUCGCCCAUAAACCCCCACCACCACCGACCCAGGACCCCCACCACCCUUCUCAGGAGCACCACCACCACUCUGUACCCCAGCCCCAGCACCACCCCACCCCCAUGCAGCACCCGGACGGCCCCCCGACCUAUGAGAGCCUGGCCAGGCACCGGCAGGACCGCUACAGCCCCGGAACCUUCUGGGCAAUGACGGCGUUCCGGACGCGCCCUGCGGAACCUUUGGAACUUGAGGAACCCACGCACCGAGCGCCACCGCCAACUCCAGAACCCGUGAUUCCUACUACACACCCGGAGUGCCACGUGCUAGAGCGGAUAGAGGACGAAGAAGACGAGGAGGAGGAAGAGCACGAUAGAGAGAUAUCAAGGGUUAUGAGUCACAGUCAAGGCCUCAUUAGAGAAUAUCGAGAAUAUCAUCAAAGAGAUCAUCCAAGGGAACCACCGACGUACGAGACGCUAGAGGAGUCCCACUCAUAUCAGUCCCAGUCACAUUAUCACAGCCAGUCACAGACACACUCCUGUCACAGUCAAAUGGUCCAGAGGUGGGACUUGGGCCCAAGCAGCGGUCCUGACAAAGUGCCCGGUGUAACGAUGGAAGCAUCACACCCUUACUCAAUCAGCCAUGUGAUAGAUCUAAGAGGUCGGAGUGGAGAGGACCGCUAUGAGAUGACAUCAUCAGGGGUUCCUACCAGAAGUGCCUCUCAGGAUAACAGCAGAGAUGACUCCACCACACCGGACACAGAGGACUACUUCAGCAAAGAGUCUACUAGUCCCAGUGACAACUCCCUCUCUCCUCUGACUGACGAAACAACCAAACCUGAUGAUGAUGUUGUCUUCAUGUCGCCCAGCAAAUCACGUACUACUGAAGACCUGUUCGCCAUGAUCCACAGGUCCAAGAGAAAAGUCCUGGGCCGUAAGGACUCUGGAGAGCUGAGUGGGAAGAGCCGUCUGUGUCCUCCUCGCGCCGUCGUUCCACCUGCAGCUAUCCUCCCAGCCAUCCCUCCUCCGCCCCCUCUCAUCAUCCCCCGCCCCGCCCUCUCCACCCUGACCGCGGCCGGGACCCAGCGCACCCCAGGACCCAUCUACCGCAGCGCCAAGAAGUCCAGCACCUCCAACGAGGAGUUCAAGCUGCUUCUCCUGAAGAAGGGCAGCCGGACUGAUUCCAGCUACCGCAUGUCUGCUACAGAGAUCCUCAAGAGCCCCAUUGCCCCUAAGUCCCCUGGGCACCCCUUGGCUGCUGAGGGCCAGGUCAGGUACACCACCGAGGAGCCCCCCUCUCCCCUGCAGGAGCCAUCAUUGCAGGCGGCCGGGGAGCGACUCUUCCCCCCCAGCCUCUUCCCCAGGCCCAGUUCAGACAGCUUCAGCCCUAAAACACCCCCCACGUCGGCUUCGUCCAGACAGGGGCGUUCCCGGAUCCCCCCUGCAGCCAAUAGUAGUCGCUACAGCACCCGUAGCCGACUCUACACGGCACCCAUGCAGGUCAUAUCAGAGGGGGAGACUGAGAACUCAGAUGGGAGUCCCCAUGAUGAUCGCUCCGCGUAAUGAUCGCUCUGCUCAGUGCAGAAACAUGUACCCUAAUCCUUAUUUGGUGUGCUACUUUUGACCAGGGCCCAUAUAAGGAAUAGGGUGCCAUUUGGGACGUAGACAUAUUUAUAUGGAUCUGGUUCAGUGCUGUUACUGUUCUUAUCUACUGAGUACUGACGGAUACACAACUCAACAAAGAGGGUAUAACCAGAGAGAAGACGACUCUGGACUACCUGCCUGGGGGUUUGGUAUCUUGGUGCAGAACUGAAGAACACAACUUUGUGUUUUGUUCAGAGUGUAAAGAAAGAAAAAAAAUGUUCUUGUUUUGAACUUUGAACUCCCUUUUUAAAUAACCCAAGAUCCUGUAUUGAGUGAAACGUGGACAAGAAGAGAAAAAUGGAGCGGUAAGACAACCUGUGUGUGUGUUGGAGCAAAUGGACAUCCAUCGUAAUUUUUUAUCUUCUUGGAUGUUGGAUGACUUGUAUGUCGUGUCCUAACGUGACCCUAAAAUAACUGCUUUCCGAAAGAAUUGCAUUUCUCUCUACACUUACCCAGAGGACAGGUCAUUAUUUCAACCAUAAACAAAAUAUUCCCAGUCGACAAAAAUGAAUAAGCUAUAUGUUUUGUAUUGCUACCGC